Molecule: messenger RNA, 601 nt
Organism: Effrenium voratum
Lineage: Eukaryota; Dinophyceae; Suessiales; Symbiodiniaceae
Source: the annotation of a GenBank genome assembly
AGGCACCUCUCUGAAUGCAACACGAGUGAGCCAUGCAAAGCCUUGAGAAUCGAGGAGUCACCUUUGGCGUGCACGACUUCAAUCCGUCGAGAGGGAGGGAGGACUACCAUCGCCUGAAGAUCUCGAGCGCUGGAGACACGCGCACCCGGCUCUUUGGGGUCGAUGCUCGGGAAGGAACCUUCAACGCGACCACGCGCGCUGCGAGCUACGGCAGUCGUGGUCAUGAUCCAAAAGGAGAGUACGUGCUGCCGAAGCGGGGGACUCUGGAGCUCCUGACGGCGGAGGCCACGUGGCCGCAGAGCGUCACCGGGGGCUGCGUCAUCCCCUUCCAGGGCCACGCCAGGUCUCAGAGUUUGCAUCCAACUGACCGCACCCGCCGAGCGGGGUCGCUGGGUCGAAACAUUGUUGGUAACUGCACGGUGAAGGAUGAGCGAUUCUUCUAUUUUGGCGCCCACGGUUCUCACUACGGCAACAACAGUGGAUGCCGCUCCACGAUGCAGUACAAACAAGAGAGGCCGUGAGACCCCCGCUGUGUCACCGAACCGCUGAAAGCCCAGAACCGCCGCACGAACAGUGUGCGCAAGCGAAGCUGAGACCUCCC